Molecule: messenger RNA, 2756 nt
Organism: Prorocentrum cordatum
Lineage: Eukaryota; Dinophyceae; Prorocentrales; Prorocentraceae
Source: the annotation of a GenBank genome assembly
GGCCGAGGGCUCUGUGUUCCGCGACGUGGAGGGAAGACGAUCGUGCUGUAGGGCCGGGUCUGCAGCCGUGCUGGCUCGAGCAUGCUGGAUCAAAUGGGGGCAGUGUGCUAAGGGUGGUGGGUGUCGUUGAAUCGGCGACGGCGGCGCAGCAUCGAUCGCCAUGCCAGGGCAAAUCCCUCCGUGGAUUCUUCAGGUAGAGGGCUUCGUGUUCAUUGGCGUCGGGGUCUUCAUGAAGUGGCGUGGCCUCUUGGGAUCGGACAGCGCGGCGCUGACAGGAUUGAGGGCGGCUGUCUUCACUCUAAUGUUGCCAGCGUCACUGCUGCGAAGUACGUGGACGAAGACCCUUGAAGGCGAGCUCUUGGAGCUGCUUCUGUGGUCGGUGGCCAUCCACAUAUUUUGGGUGGGUUGCAGUUAUCUUCUGAUCACUAUGCUAUUCAAGCACGGGUGGCUCCCCAUAGGUGGCGAAUUGCCAGGAUGGUAUUUGUUGACGAUGAGUGCCACAUCUCUGGGAAUGCCUUACGCCUUCAUGGGCCAGGGCGACUUCGGGGAGCGAGCCAUUCCCUCCGCCGUGCUGUACGACCUCGGUGGGAACACCUGGCUGUGUCAGGUCGGCUUCGCUUUUCUGGGGAGCAUCGGUGCAUCGGAGGUCGCGCCACGGCGCUCGUCUGCCGCAGCUGACGCUGAGCUCCCGGCGAUGACAGAGCUCGCGCAGGCCCCUCCCAAGAGUGCGCUCCGCAGCGGCAGCAGCGCGGACCCCACGGCGGUGAGCGGCGGACCGCUGCAGCGAGAGAGGGCAGCGAGGCCAAAGUCUGCGCGGGUUCUGGCUCCAGAAGAUGCAGGGUCCACAGAGGAUUCCUCCAGCCUUGCUGUGGGCGAUGCAGAUCAGCCCCCAGCAUCGGCGGUGCAGAUCGGACCCGAGCGUCUCAUCAUGACGCCGGCGGCAGCGUCCAUGUGCAGCGAUGUGCCGCGCAGGAGCCGCUGCGAUGUACCGCGCAGGACCUGCGGCGAUGUACCGCGCAGGACCCGCCUGUCUCGCGUGAGGCUGACUGUGGCGAACAUUGACGAUGCUGUUGUAGAAGCGCAUGGUGUCAGCACGGUUGCAAUACUGCGAGACAACAUCCUGCUAAACCCAGUCAUCGUUGCGUUUGUCUUUGGGUGUUCUAUGAACGUGCUAGGUGUUUCCAUGCCUUUGAUACUGGAUGAUGUUUGUGAUAAGCUCACCACGUCUUUCUCUUGCAUGAUGUACUUCAUGAUCGGAAGUUGCAUUGAGCUGCGACGGCCCUCGUGGUCCGAUGUAUCUCCUGCUUUUAUCGCGCUGGCGCUUCGCACAUGCCUGCAGCUCGUGACGGUGGUCUUGUUUCCAGUUGUCUUGAUGAUUUAUGGCAGGAGGCUUCUGACUCAGGACGAGAUCGAUUUUGACUUGCGCCGGGCGUUCACCAUGUGCAUGCUUUCUCCGUGCACGAACAUGAUCAUGUUCUGGUCAGGGCAGUACAGCCACUCUGCGGAUCUGUCUGCCUUUUACAUUACUCUGAGCAACCUGUUCUCCAUGCUGUCCCUCGGCGGUGCGAGUGCAUUUCUUCUGAAGUCGGAGUUCGGAAGCGAGCAACCGACUGCGACGGCAGCAUUCACACAUUCCACAGCUUCUUAGAAGGCAUGCUGACUGUUGCCUGGCAGGUGGCAAGGUGAACUCAGUCACCAUGGACAACCCUCUCAAGCGCAUUUGUGCGCACAGCAUCAGCAGCCAGGCUGCGCCGUUGCGCGCAGAGCUUUUACAUCCAGUGGCCUUUGGCCUAGUCCGCCACCCUGCAUCACAUGUAGGAGUGGGGACCAGCCACGGCAAGAGAAAACUGUGUCGGUGCGGGCCUGGCUGUAAUCAAUAAUCAGAAGCCUUUGCCACUGCCCCAGGGAGUUUACUCUCCUCGGGACGCUGUCAAUUUUUUGUAGUGGGCUGGCGUAAGCCUUGGAGAUGCUUCUUCCGCUCGUCCUUCUGGCACAGAGCUCGCCGUCCCACAUUUCGCUUCUCCGGCGCAUCGUGUUAGAGCACGCCUCCUUGCGCGUGCAAGUAGAGCGGCGUGGAAUUGUUGACGCUCCUACUGGGGCGCUGCCCACGCUCCUCAGCUUACCGGGAAACUGGAGGCACACGACGUGGCUGGCUUGAGCGAGAGCUGGACAAGCACGUGGCCGCACGCCUUUCCGGCGCCCGUCCCUCUUGCGACGAGGCGGGCCGGGCACCCGCCUGACUUAAGCAUCCGGCGCGCGUAGAAACAUACACGAACAUUUUUGUUUUGUAUGACGCGAUCGUGUCUUGGUCCGGCUGCUCCGCGCGUGGGCCCAGCCACGUGUGUCUCCAGGUGCCCGGGCCUUGCCCCGAGAUUCCGUCGCCCUACUCUGCACCGCGGCGACGUCAAUAAUCUCGCCGCGCAGCCCGAUCGGUGAAGGCGCGGUGCCCCGCUGUGCGGCGGGGCCGCCGGCUGCCGCUGCUCCUGCUGCUGCUGCCAUGCUAGUGGGGACGGGGAUCGGUCGAAUGAUGCGCACCAACGUCCGCGCCAUCAUGACGGGAGCCAAGCCGCAGUCUUGGACGGCUUCUUACCAACCGUAGUCUGGAGCAGCCUCUUUUUGUUUUCCCCGCCACAAGGUGCAGGUGUGCCAGGCCUGCUGCCCUGGUAGGCCUCGAGCGUGUGUGCGUGCGCGACCGAAAUUUGACACAUCUCGUUGGUGAUGCUGCUGCUCCUCCUCCUCCUCCUCCUCCUCCUCCU